Aspergillus saccharolyticus JOP 1030-1 is the source of this 1669-nucleotide messenger RNA. RefSeq lists its product as uncharacterized. The transcript has 2 exons. Bases 412 to 1614 code for a protein of 400 amino acids. The record is from RefSeq and is a predicted model, not a curated record. NCBI's taxonomy places the organism in Eukaryota, Fungi, Ascomycota, Eurotiomycetes, Eurotiales, Aspergillaceae.
CGCAAUCCGAAAAAAAAAGGAGAAAUAAGAAAAAAAUGUAGAAAAAGUUAAGGAAAAAUAGAAAAUAAAAAGGAAAAAACAAGGUCUCCAACCACUCCACCUCCACCUCCCCCCCGCCUGUGCAAUGCAUGAAGUCUCCGUCAGAAUCUUCAUUGCCGACAAAUAUGCAAACCUUUGCCUUAGGUGGAAAAGGAUGACCAUUCAUCCAAUAGGGCGACGUCAUGCCCUGCGAGACUGCCUCUGAUCUCCUUUUUUCUGUGUGGGCUUGGUCAGUGCUUUUCACUGCCUCGUGUUUCGGCUUAGACGCGACGGUGGAUCUGGCGCCUGCGCCUGGGGCAUGGCCGACGACAUCAUAUUAAGGCACGACAUGUCUGCGCCUCCUGCUGCCUUUCUGACUGUAUCGUUCCCAUCAUGCCCAUCAUCGCCAACACUCCGGAAGCCCUUCUUGCUCGCACAGACUCCCUCGACCCGGCGACCACCUGCCAAGGGUUGACCAACAGCGGACGACCAUGCCGUCGCGCGCUCGCAGACCCGGCCGACCAGUACUGCUGGCAGCAUAAGGACCAAGCGGCCAGCGUCACCCCCAGCACCGCGUCUACUACGAAUCCCAAUAAGCCGCGCACCAGCAUCGAUACUCUGCUGGACCGAUUAGGAGUGCUCAACAUCAACAACGCGCCGCCGCCCGGGGCCUCCGAGAAGUGGCGCCCGCGACCCAAGCCCCAGAAAAGACAAAAGAAGCGCACGAUCUGCUGCUGCUUCGAAGUAAUCGAGGAGGAGGACAUCAGACCGCCCAGGCCCGUCUCAGCCCGGCCACCGUCGUCGCAACCGCCGCAGCCCAACCUGCUGUCGCCCGGCUACAACCAGACCCGACCAUCCGCGCAAACAUCCCACCACUCCUCCACCUCCUCGGGGAUCCCUGAGAACUGGAUCCCCACGAGCCUCACCGCGGAGACAACCUCCAUGCUCGAAGCCGAGCUCGACAAGCCCAUCUCCGAAGCCGACGAACCCGGCUACAUCUACAUGUUCUGGGUGACGCCCGUCGAUGGCAGCGACGGGACGACGCGCGAGCUGCCCCCACCGGCCGCAGAGGUCGCCAGCUCGCUGCUGCCGCCCAAGUCCUCCUCCACGCCGGCGGGGCGCGACCGCCGCAUCAGCGACGCAAUCCACACGGCGCGGGAUCUCCGCGCCUUGGCCUCAGCCCCGACAGCCACCAGCCCAGGCACCAUUCGACUGAAGAUUGGGCGGGCGAACAACGUCCAACGCAGACUGAAUGAAUGGUCCCGUCAGUGCAGCCACCACCUUACCCUGAUCAGGUACUACCCGUACACCCCGUCGACGCCGCAGCCGUCUCCGUCGCGGUUGGGGGGUGGCGGCCACGACAAUGAAGCCCUCGAGCCGGGCCGCAAGGUGCCGUACGUCCACCGUGUCGAGCGGCUGAUUCACCUGGAGCUGGCGGAUGUGCGGGUGCGCGAUAUGGGUAAGUGCUCGGACUGCGGCAGGGAGCAUAAGGAGUGGUUCGAGGUAACGGCGGAAAAGAGCUCGCUCAAGCGGGUGGAUGAUUGCAUCCGACGGUGGGUGAAAUGGGCAGAAGUGCAGGAGAAGCAGAGACGGUAGACGUAGCAAUGCCCGGGUGCGAGGUCAUUUGAGCUGCUUCAUUAUACCUUAACAG